AGCACUUGGCAAGAAUGUUAACUUGUCGUGCACGAGAAGGCUGCACAACACUAAAUACUACGACGGACAAAUCUACAACCGAUUUCCUAGGGGAUCCUGGAAACUGGGAAGCUCUGAUAUUAACUUGGAACUUAAUGAAACACUGAAAUCUCUCUGCAUGUCUUCUCCAUUUCUUACUCGUCUGCAAGAAAGGAGACCCUACAAAGACCAUUCAUUAAAAGAACUACAGUGGAAGCAUUCAGCUGGGCAUAAUUCAGACAAACUGAAAAAUGAGGGCCUGCAGACUGGUUGGAAAUAUUCUGAUCUCUUUAGGAAACUGGAACACCUACACGUUCCCGGGUAUCUACAACACAGGCUUUCUGACCUAAAAAGUCCAGAACCCCAGUGGGAGGUAGAGAGGAGGAGAAGACUGUUUCGGGAAGCUGAACUGGUAGAGAAACAUCUGAAAGAGGGUUACCAACAGGAGGCACUGUUGUUGCAUACUUCACUGAAGACUCUGAAGCACCAGUAUCUCAUCCAAGCAUUGGCUUUACUGUAUACUACUUCAAUGCAUAAGGAUCUGGAGCUGCGCUUAUCUGAGGCAGAGCUUGAAAGGGACUGGGCAAAGCAGCAGAGUUUGGCUGCAUAUUCAGAACAUGAAGUUUUGCUACAAGAGCACCAUGCUUUGCUGAGGGAACUGAGGAAGGUACGAGAAAGACUUGAGCAAGAAGAGGCUUGGUAUGGGCAUGAUGAACCAGUUCCAGAUAGAACCAACUGGAGAGGAGUGCAACAAGGUCCCUGGUGGUAUAGAUAGUGAAGCUGAUAUGGACUGCCCUUUGGAUUAGCUGAAUUUAUAGUGAUAUAAAGUGUUUUCAAAGAGACUUCUCAAGCCAGACAGUAUCCUGCAAUCUUAUAGCAAAACCCCUCUUACUUACCCGGGCAAUACUAGAGCAGAAUCUGUAGAUUAGUAUCUUUAUUGUUACUUUUCUUAAGAACAAGAUCAUUCUUAUUUGUUCUUGAUCUUAAUUAAGCAGACACACAUAUAAUACAUACUGUAUACUAGGUUCCAAAUAUGCAUUUUAGAACAACAAAUACAAGACAGAGUACACGGCUUAUUGCCGUACCUAAUAAGAUAUUUGUCUUUCAGCCGUCCUUCUGUACUGAAGUCAGAGUUAAUCUUAAGUAAGGUCUAUACAUGGGCUCACACAUGACAGCUCAGUUUUCUCAGUUUUUGGAAUCCAUAUAAACAGAGAGUCAUAAAGGUGUCAGCCUUCUCUAUUGGUGAAGUUUUUCAAACUCUUCACAAGAAUAUCACGCUACAUGACUUUUUCAAUGUCCUUGAUAAGCCCUUUAUUUGAUGACAGUCAGCAAUGGGCUGGAUGAGGCACAGAGAUUCCCAGGUAGAUCAAAGUAUACGGUGCUUUCUCCAUAACCAUAAGCAAGUUGCUGAGCAACACAUACUUUUAUUCAGUAAACAUUAGACCUGACAUACUAUACAAAACAAACAUUAACAACACUGAGGCUGCAAGACACAAGAUGUCAUAAUCUUAAACCCAAAGAUUAAGGAAGUUCUCAAGUCUAGUUCUUUACCUUAUACAUAUGUGAGCUCAGACCUUAUCCAUCAAACCUAACCCAUAUUUAGAGACACCAGUGGCUGUAAACAUUGAAAGUGUAUAAUUACAGCAUAAUAAGGAAGCAAACAAGGAAGUAAAGUAAAUUUACACACAAAUGAACAUAUGAUCAAGCUUGCUUUUUGUAAAAAGCAAAGUACCCAAAGUAUUUAAGGGAGCAGCUGGCUGGCGUUUUCCCUCACACACUUUAAUUUAUUCAUUCCUUUCCUAGUCUUUUCCAAAUCACAUUCCUCUGAGCUGUAAUGUCAGCUUAUUCUCCUUUAAGAGAUUAUUGUUGUCUUAUAUGUUAUUUCUAAGUUCAAAAUUCCAUAUGCACUGGCAGAAGUCAAAAUGUAUAUCUUCUUAUAUAAUACGCUACCGUGGCUGUUCAUUUGUCUGUCCAGGAUUUUAAAUCACCUGUAGCUCGC
Messenger RNA from Polypterus senegalus (gray bichir), 2017 nucleotides. RefSeq lists its product as uncharacterized. Lineage: Eukaryota; Metazoa; Chordata; Cladistia; Polypteriformes; Polypteridae. The coding region runs from base 158 to 793 and encodes 211 amino acids. The transcript has 6 exons. The record is from RefSeq and is a predicted model, not a curated record.